Caenorhabditis remanei is the source of this 237-nucleotide messenger RNA. RefSeq lists its product as uncharacterized. The coding region runs from base 1 to 237 and encodes 78 amino acids. Lineage: Eukaryota; Metazoa; Nematoda; Chromadorea; Rhabditida; Rhabditidae. The transcript is spliced from 2 exons. The record is from RefSeq and is a predicted model, not a curated record.
AUGUUUACCAUCAAAUCUCUCCUAAUCGCCCUUGUCCUCUCCACAAUCGUCAUAAUGGCAUCUUGUGCUCCUCGAGGACACCACACCUCCUGCCAUAAAAUCUUGAAUCUAGCGGAAGUCACUUGUGGUCAUCGAUGUGAGAACCCUUCGGUUCUCCAGAAGGGCUGUUUGAAGAAACGACAAUACUCCAUGGAUGAAAUUCUUGCUACUUGUUGUCCUGACUAUUUUUUUCUUUGA